AUGGCGGUUUGGGCUCUCCGAGUUCUCUCAGCCCUGAUUGUCAUAAUUCUGGCGUCUCUCCAGCUGGCCAGACCAAAUUCCCAGCCAGAAACCCUCAAAAAUGAUAAUGCCAUGUGGCGCCAAUUCGUUUUCGGAGAGGUCAACGAGCACCUCGAACAAGUUCUUGCAGAUGCAAGAACACGUGCUGCCAGAAAGCUUCGACCAUCCGACCCCUUCACCAGCACCGACGAAAUUUGCCAAAGUGACGAAGCCCAUGCGCUUGGAAAUCUUUCCCCGGAGACAAGCCCAAGCUUGAAAUAUAGCUUGGCCAUCGAUGCGCAGAACAUCGCAGAACAGACUUGCUCGAAUACGACCAUUCAUACGGAUCAAGCGACCGUGGGCUCUUCGGCACCUUCAAAGCCAUCAUUGACUGCAUCGUCAGACACCAUGGACAAGCCUCCACGUCGCAGCGACAUUUGGGACAUGCCCACAAGCGACUCGGAGAACGCAUCUCUGCGGUCCCGUCCGCGCCCACUCCAAAACCAUGGCGAAGGAGACGAAGGAUUCAGGUUCUCGCGACCCAGACCGUUCAUUGGCAAGAAAACCAGUCAUUUGGACGAGGGACGACAGAUUGCACUUUCUCUGGGCCAAAUUCGUGGCAAGACUGUGACCAGACGCCGCCAGAAGCGGAGCGGUAAUACGAGGACUGAUAUUCGCAAGCUGCCUAACUUCAAUAGCGAUCCCAUCGAGGAGGUCGAGGAACAUGCCUCACGUCAGCGAAACGAGGAGCCAUCCUUGUUUGGUCCGCUUGAUAUGGAAGAGAAUGCUUGA
Cryphonectria parasitica EP155 is the source of this 810-nucleotide messenger RNA. RefSeq lists its product as uncharacterized. Lineage: Eukaryota; Fungi; Ascomycota; Sordariomycetes; Diaporthales; Cryphonectriaceae. The transcript has 3 exons. The coding region runs from base 1 to 810 and encodes 269 amino acids. The record is from RefSeq and is a predicted model, not a curated record.